AUGGGACAUGUAGCCUUGAGUAUUCGAUCUCUACUCCCAAGCUCAUCAUCACACUCUUCGGUACAGCCUCAAAACAUCCAACCCACUCACUUCAAACCCCUUUUUCGCUCUUUUUCGAGACAAAACUCAACCACCGGCACCAUGCAGUUCACCACCGCCCUCGUUGCGCUCUUCGCCACCGCCGCCUUUGCUGCUCCCACCGAGAACGCCGCGGCGGUCGAGGCCUGGACGCCCUGCAACGGGCUGAACAACCCCCAGUGCUGCGGUGCCGACCUUCUCGGCAUCAUCGGCGUCGACUGCACGAACCCAUCCAUCGUUCCCAUCAGCGCCGACGGCUUCAGGGAGAUCUGCUCCCGCGUUGGAAAGCAGCCCCGCUGCUGCCUCCUCAACCCCCUUCUUGACCUUGGUCUUCUCUGCGACACUCCUGCUGGCGUCUCCGGCAAAUAAAUGCACAGUCAAGAGCCGACAACGUCUAUCGUGUGAUAGCAUGUUAGAAAACCUUUAGAUAGAUCUAAUCUAUCUACCAUAAUCUCCCCAA
Molecule: messenger RNA, 538 nt
Organism: Phialemonium atrogriseum
Lineage: Eukaryota; Fungi; Ascomycota; Sordariomycetes; Cephalothecales; Cephalothecaceae
Product: Cerato-ulmin hydrophobin family
Exons: 3
Coding region: 1-447 (148 amino acids)
Cellular component (GO): extracellular region
Source: RefSeq, a predicted model, not a curated record